AUGCUCACCUUGGUUGAACCACUAUAUCUUGUGUACGUAAGAGUUGUAGGAGCUGCCCACUUGCCUGUGAAUCAAGCUACUGACACUUGUGACCCUUGCGUUGAAAAUAGAGAGAUUUUGGUGAGAGAUAAGGCAGCUGUGACUAAUGCGAGCAUCGGUGGUAUUGCAGUUGGUAUAGGUGAUAUCCUUACUCGGCUUCUGGGGGAUUCUUCACUGACACCACAGUGGUAUGGACUCGCAGAUCAGAAUGGAGUUCCUGGUAGAUCAGGAGACUUGAUUGGCUAUAUGGGUAGGGAAUCAAGUGGAUUUAAGGUGAAUAGUGCUCAAGGCUUGGUGGUUUUGGAUCCAAAUCGAAAACCAGAAGUUUAUUUGAAGGCUACGUUGGGGAAUAAGGUUUUGAAGACUAAGGUUUCGAAGAACAAGAGUGUGAAUCCAAGCUGGAACGUUGAAUUGAUGUUUGUUGUAGCUGAUCCAUUUGAAGAUGCUUUGAUUUUGAGUGUGGAAGAUGAUAGAGGAGAUAAUAAGCCAGGUAAAGUUGGAGAUUGGGAGUUAGGGAUCUUAAAAGCUGAAGGGUUGGUGUCCAUGAAAUCCAAGAAUGGUUUGGAAACUACUGAUGCCUUUUUUGUGGUCAAAUAUGGACAGAAGUGGGCAAGGACUAGCACUGUUGUUAGCUGGGAUGGAUGGUAUGAUACAUUAAUUGGCAAGGUAAUCAGGAUUCGGGUCUCGACACUAGACUUUGGUCGGAUAUAUAAAUAUGCUUAUCUUCUGAUGGCCUUGAAGCCUGAUGGGUUGAAGAAAAUGGAAGAACUUCAUUUUACUCUAUUAUUUAACUGCACAAAAACAUGGGGUGAUAUGAGGCCCAGAGAUAUUCCAUAUCUGGAUACAAAGUUAUCUCAUGUUGAAACUGAGAACGUUUUAGACAUCGAGGAAGAGCUAGAGUCAUUUCCUACAUCUGCACUGCCCCGAUAUUUGAGGUUAAGGUAUGAUACUUUGAGAAGCAUAGGAUAUAGGAUAGAAUCAGCAGUGGGCAACUUGGCAACUCAGUUGGAGAGGUUUCAUUCUAUAUGGUCUGGAGGGUUCAAAGAGCUACCAUAA
This is a messenger RNA of Dovyalis caffra, 1095 nucleotides long. The record is from the annotation of a GenBank genome assembly. Lineage: Eukaryota; Viridiplantae; Streptophyta; Magnoliopsida; Malpighiales; Salicaceae.